Messenger RNA from Drosophila ananassae, 3701 nucleotides. RefSeq lists its product as uncharacterized. Lineage: Eukaryota; Metazoa; Arthropoda; Insecta; Diptera; Drosophilidae. The record is from RefSeq and is a predicted model, not a curated record. The transcript has a single exon. The coding region runs from base 329 to 1996 and encodes 555 amino acids. Gene Ontology annotation, molecular function: nucleic acid binding; zinc ion binding.
GAUAAAAUGCGUUUAAGGGUUUUAAAAAAAAUGGUACAUGGUACAUAUAUAUGUCGGCGCAUUGAAACUGCGUGGUUGCGAAUGUAUGUGUGUGUGUGUGCCAAUACACAUUUUCGGGUAUUUCACCAGAGUGAUAAUAUUGCAUCAGCCUCUUGCGCUGUGAGUGUGUGGUUGCCAGGCAACCGUUGGCAGGCGACUGUUGCUUGGAUGUUGUCGCUUUACAAAGUACCGUUGUAGCGAGGCGACAGCGUUGUGUCGAUCGAGGAUUGGUAGUAUGCACAGUAGGUAGAGAAUUAGACGCAGGCAGUUGCGUACCAGAACUGGAAGUAUGUACAAGGCUGAAACUCGAUGGGCCACAAUGGAAGACAACAACAACAACAACAACGAUCAUGAUUCGACAUCAGAAGUGGGAUCUGGCCACCAGCCUUCAGCACUAGAUGUCCCAUGGCGUGCCCUGAUGGAGUUACAAAAUAAAAAUUUAAUUGAACUGGUGAGAGCCAUAAAAACAACUGUACCUGAUGCAGGACAGAACAAAACUGUGCAACUACGCAAAUUCAACCCAGACAAACCAGGCGCCAACGCAUCAUCGUGGUGCACAACGGUGGAAGUGAUUUUACAAGAAAACACAUUGAGAAGCAGUGCAGUGGUUAUGGCCUUGAGUUCGGCUUUAGAAGGAAGAGCUUCGCAAUGGCUUUUGCAAGUGUGCUAUGCUGAAAUUACUUGGCCUGAGUUUAAAGAAUUGUUUCUACAACGCUUCAACACUAUAGAAACACCAGCCGCUAUGUUUCUUAAUAUGCUAUCAAAUCGACCGACUGAUGGCGAGAGUCUGGCUGUUCAUGCAAGUCGCAUGGUUACCGAACUAACGACGAAAUGGCGCCAAAUGGAUAACGAAGAGAUUGCUGUGUCUGUGACCCUUGCGCUGUUGGCAAGCUUCGAUCACCGAUUGCAGCGUUUAAGUUUCACAUCAAAUGUUCGAACCAGAGGCGAUCUACGGUCCGAACUAAAAGCAUACACUUUUAUUAAAAGGAAAAGCGGCGCUAUGGAGCAUCAGGCUGAAACUUAUUCUAAACGGCAAAAACAAUCACCGAUAGAGUGCCAUUUCUGCGGAAAAGUGGGCCAUAAAAUGGCUGAAUGCAGAUUCAGGAAACAACAGAAUCAAUUCGCGAAUGAUAAAACCCAACAUGGCAGGCAUGAUGUUCAUCACCGUGGAAAAUCAAAUUUAACUUGCUACAAGUGCGGAGAAUUGGGUCACAUAUCCACCCAAUGUACAAAGAAGGAAGCUGAUAGGAACAAAGCAUUCAAUCGGGAAAAGCGAGUGGAACAGUGCAGUGUUGCAGUACCAAAGGGAUGCCUGAACCAUAGAGGCCAAAUUUUUGAAAUCACCUUCGAUUCGGGAUCGGAAUGCUCGUUGAUAAGAGAAAAGCUAAGUACCAAAUUUUCAGCAAUUUUCAGCAAUGAAAUAUGUACUACUGUACAAAUAUUAAGCAAUGUAAAAAUUGACGAUUAUUGUAUUGAAAUUUUGUUUCACGUUAUAGGCGAUGAUGAUAUACAGAACGAUAUUGUAAUUGGCCGUGAGAUAUUAAAUCAGGGUCUUGAUAUUGUCAUUUCAUCAAACCAAUUUAGGAUCUCAAAGACCAAAGUAGUUAAUUUAUGUACCGGAAAUGAGCCAGCCGAUAUUGAUACUGAGCUUGAGGGACAAGAUAAAAUAAAACAACAUUCACUGUUGGCAAAGUACUCAAAUUCAUUUAUAACUGGGAUCCCAAGUACUAAAGUCAGAAUUGGCGAAAUGAAAAUUAGGUUGAUUUAUCCAACAAAAACCGUACAGAGAAGGCCAUAUCGUUUAAGUCCAUGCGAGCGAGAUUUGGUUAGGGACAAAAUUAAUGAACCUUAUGCAAGCCCUACAUUGUUAGUGAAGAAAAAAAAUGGUACGGACAGACUUUGUGUUGACUUUAGGGAGCUAAAUUCAAAUACGGUCGCUGAUAAAUACCCUUUAUAGAUCAAAUCAAUAGGUUUGGGGGAGUUAAUUACUUUACAUGUCUAGACAUGGCCAGCGGAUAUUACCAAAUUCCUUUGCAUUCAGAUUCUAUCGAGUACACGGCGUUUGUGACUCCGGGGGGUCAAUACGAGUUCCUGUCCAUGCCAUUUGGGCUCAAAAACGCACCAUCUGUUUUUCAACGAUUAGUAAUACAGGCGCUAGGGGAUCUAGCAAAUUCCUUUGUCAUCGUCUAUAUGGAUGAUAUCAUGAUAGCCGCCUCAACAAAAUGCGAGGCGCUAGAAAGAUUACAGAUCGUUCUAGAUGUUUUGACAAAGGCUGGGUUUUCAUUCAAUCUUACAAAGUGCUCAUUCAUGAAAACAUCGGUUCAAUAUUUGGGUUACAAUAUAAGUGCGGGUGAGAUUCGUCCAAACCCACAGAAAGUUGUAGCGUUGACUGCUCGCCUCCACAGUCAAUCACUUCACUUUGACAAUUCAUUGGGCUAGCAUCAUAUUUCCGACAGUUUAUUAAGGGAUUUUCACAAUUAAUGAAACCGUUAUAUUUCUUAACUGCGGAUAAAAACAAAUUUAUUUGGAAAACAGAGCAUGAACAAAAACGGAAAAAGGUCAUUGCCACUCUUACCGACAAACCAGUCCUUGUUAUUUUUGACCCUUAUUAUCCAAUCGAAUUGCACACAGACGCCAGAUGCAGUGGCUACGGUGCAAUUUUAUUACACAAAAUUAAUAACAAACCCCAGGUAAUUGAAUAGUAUAGCAAAACUACUUCACCGACAAAAUCAAGAUAUCACUCGUUCGAGUUGGAAACCUUAGCUGUCGUGAACGCCAUUAAGCAAUUUCGACAUUAUUUGCUGGGCAGGAACUUUGUAGUUUAUACUGACUGCAACUCGCUUAAGGCGGCGAGAAAUAAACGAGAUUUAACCCCCAAAGCACAGCGUUGGUGGGGUUAUUUGCAGCAAUUCACAUUCGAUAUUCAGUAUAGAGAAGGGAAAAGGAUGGCACACGUUGACUUUUUAUCGAGAAAUCCCCUUUCAAAAAAGUCUACUACAACCUCAAAAAUAGUCGAAGAGAAAAGAGUAAAUUUAGCUGAAAUUUCAAGCAACUGGCUUAUUGCUGAACAACGUCGAGAUGUGGACAUAGUCGAAAUUGUUAAACAUUUUAAAAACUCUUCUCUGCCUGAUGAUAUUGCGAAAACCUAUUAAUUAAGGGCAGAAGUUCUUCAUCGAAAGAUACAAAGAAAUGGGAGAAUACGUUGCUUACCAGUGGUGCCACGAGCUUUCAGAUGGUCUGUCAUAAAUCAAGUGCAUGAGUCCAUAAUGCAUUUAGGUUUCGAAAAGACAUUAGAUAAAACUUACGAUUUCUACUGGUUUGACAAUAUGUCAAAAUACUUAAAAAAUUUUGUCGACAACUGCAUCACUUGCAAAAUGUCUAAAUCCACUUCAUGAAAAAUACCGGCGGAAUUACCAAUACCAAAAGUCACUAUUCCUUGGCACACUAUCCACAUCGAUAUCACAGGAAAAUUAAGUGGCAAGAGUGAUCAGAAGGAGUAUGUUAUUGUUCAGAUAGACGCGUUUACCAAAUAUGUCUAUCUUAGUCAUAGUCUUAAAUUAGACAGUGAGAGUUGUAUAAGGGCCGUUCAAUCUGCCGUUUCAUUGUUUGGAGUACCAAACCGAAUAAUAGCUGACCAGGGAAGGUGUUUUACAGGCGCAAAG